This is a messenger RNA of Helianthus annuus (common sunflower), 2239 nucleotides long. RefSeq lists its product as uncharacterized. The transcript is spliced from 4 exons. The record is from RefSeq and is a predicted model, not a curated record. Lineage: Eukaryota; Viridiplantae; Streptophyta; Magnoliopsida; Asterales; Asteraceae. The coding region runs from base 275 to 1834 and encodes 519 amino acids.
CCACUUCAAAAAACAAUCCCAACACAACACAAUCUCUCACUCACACCGCUGUCUACUCUCUCUCAUACUCUGUUCUUCUGUUUUGGGCAAAAACAUACCAAAAGGAUUGCAGAUAUCUAAUAUUUUUUUUUUGAAAUGGGCAUUUAGGGUUUUAGGAAAUUUAGGGUUUUGGGGGGGUUUUAGGGAAUUUUGGGUUUUGGUAGGAUUUAAGGAUUGAUGGUUUGAGAUAGGGUUAAGAGGUGAUUAUUGGGGUUUUGUGUAGAGAUUUUGGGAAAUGGGGAGUUUUUCUGAAGCAAAUGGGUAUAAUAUUGACUCAGCGGUGGGCGGGUUGGUUUGGAUCCGGCGAAGAAACGGGUCGUGGUGGCCGGGGAGGAUAUUAAGUCCUAACGAGUUACCGGAAAGUUGUUUGCUUUCGCCUAGGAGAUCGGGUGUUCCGGUGCAGCUACUUGGAAAAGAAGAUGCAAGUGUGGAGUGGUAUAAUCUUGAGAAAUCUAAACGUGUAAAACCAUUUCGAUGCGGUGAAUAUGACGAAUGCAUUAAAAAAGCAAAAGCUACUGCAACCAUUUCUUGCAAAAAAGCGGCAAAAUACGCACAUAGGGAAGACGCAAUUCUUCAAGCCCUUGAGCUCGAAAAUUCCCAAUUAUCAAAAAGUCACAAUCACGAGAGCACCUCGCAAACCGAAAAUAACGACUCGAGUGAUUCAGAAGACGAUGGAACAGAAGGAAGUAUGAAACGUAUGCGGGGAUUAGAAGACCUUGGGUUAGGAACGGCAAUUUCGUCAUUUAAGAAAAAGCGGUCCCGAGCGGUAUGCCAUCCGUUGACCAAUGUUUUAAAAAAGACCGAAAUGGUUACCGUUCCUGUUACGUGUGAAGAACUCACGGGUCUAAACGGGCCGAGCUUUUCCGACAACAAAAUGUCUCAUAGCACCGGCAAUGUCGUUAAUAGUGACAGUGAGGCAAAUGAUUGCAAACGGAAAGAGAACGAAAACUCGAGUAAAUCAGAUUUACUUGACAAUGAUCGUUCUUCUGGAAGGCUCUUUGAUGUCCCUUUUAUUCGAGAAGAAAAACAUAGUGCAGGUUCUUCUCCUGGAUUUGUACCUGAAACGGGUCGGGUCGGUGCUGGGCCCGUUGGAACCGUAUCAGUGGAACCUGAUGAAUUUCAAGAAUCGCGUUCGAUCAGUUCAGGUGUGGAAAUCAACCAUAUAAUGGACAAUGGUACUUCAAAUUGGCAGAAUAAAGGGAAAAGAAAUUCAAGAAAUAAAAACAAAACCAAAACCAUGCAGAAAAUUCUGGACCCGGAUGACGAGUUAAGAAAAGUCAACAUGGUUGACUUAAUGGCCUCACAAAGAUCGGUGCCUAUUCGUCAGCCCCGUUCGAAAAAAACUGAUACGGGUAUCCUUUAUGAUGUCAACGUCGAGGUGAAAGCGGGCCAUGGUUCUCAACAUCUUCCGUACGUGUCUCUUAUGAGUAACUUUACGGCCCAAACCGUAACGGGCCAUUCACUUGAAGUCGAGGUUUUGAACGAUACAGUUUCUGAUCUUUCAUUGAAUAAUAGUUCCGAAUGCCUUAGUAGUAGCUGUGAGUUAGGUGGGGUCAACAAGGUCAAUGUGGUCAACGAGGACGUCAACAUGGUCCCAAGACUUUCCAGAAAACCGAGAAAAAAGGGGCUUUUAUCUAACAAGAAGAUCCGAAGGUUAUCAUCAUUAACGAGCUCCAAAAGUGAAACAAGGACGCUUAAGAGGCCUGAUUUAGCUUGUGUUCCGUUGAAGGUUGUUUUUGGUAGGAUAUAUUCGGCAUUGGGUAUUAGUUCUGCUGAUGCAGCGUCCGACCCGUGAAAAUUUCUAUACGGGUCGUGGAUGGGGGCGUUUUGGUAAUUUUAGUGUAACUCAUCUGUUAGGGAUUUUUGAUCAUGUUAGAAAGUUCAAACUUUUAGUUGAACUUUUUGUUCGAGAAUUGCUCAAGUUGUGAGUGAUAGUGUGGAGCCCGGUUUGUUGAAGGUUAAGGUUUUGUACAGGAAUCAUGUAGCCGAAGGUGUAAAGAUUCCAGAGACUUGGGUUAGUCUAGUGGCGGUUUAAACUGACUGUUAAAAAAGUUAUCGGGUUAUUAGGUGCGCGGGUGGUAAUAUUUUGUUAUUUUGGCGUAUCUUUUUGUUCUCGUUUAUGGUUUAUUUUUAAAGAUUGGAAUGGAAUGUUGCGUAUGAACCGGCCAAAUAUACUGGUUUGGUACAAUACGAUUCACCA